UCCACCACUCGUUCGACACAGGCUGAACGUGUGCGCGAGCGGCAGCGUGCACCUCUGAUCCUCUUGCUCCACGCCGACGCCGCCCGUGCCUUUCGCCCACGCGCCAGCCGGCUUCUCGCGUCACGAUGGCAGGCGACACCUCUCCCAGCCGGCGGGCGCAGCAGCCAGACAGUGCUGCGCCAAGCAGCACCAGCUCCGAGCCGGCCGGCGCGGCUCCAGCUGCCUCGUCCAACGGCGUACCGCCGCGCCGCGACCCGGGCCUGCGCCUCGGCGGCUUCACGCAGCUCAAGCACGACCUGCCCGACUCGGACGACGAGCAGGACGGCGACGGGCCCUGGCGCACGCCCGUGGGGCCCGUGACGCCGUCGAUUGCCGAGACGGCGCAGCAACUGCGCCGCUCGCUCUCGGUGCACGGCCUGCACGAGCUGGCGCAGAACCCCAAGCAGCUGCGCUCCAAGAUCUGGCGCCCCGACGACGAGCAGGCGCGCAUCCCGACUGAUGCGGAGCGCACGCUGGUGCACAGCCUGCGGGGAGGCAUGCGGGCCUGGAUCUUCGCAUUCGGCUGCCGUGGCACAGUCAUGCUCCUGCUGGCGCUCGUCAAGGCGUUCCGCAGCAAGGCGUUCCGCGCCAACGGCCUCAUGCUGGCCUACUUCGGCCCUGAGAACGUGCGCUUCGCAUCGAUGUUCGGCCUCUGGGCUGCGAUCUACAAGGCGGUGCACAACACGCUGCGUCUCGUGACGCCCAUGCCGCAGCGGCCGAGCUCGCGCGCCGGACGCAGCGAGGGCAAGAAGCCGGCGGCCGAGCCGCGUAGCCAGCACGGCAGCCCGACUCGCAGCGGCACAGCAACGCCGCGCAGCGGCUGGCAGGAGUUGGAGGGCAAGUCGUCCGAGGAGCGAGCCAAGCUGCGCGCAAAGCAGGAGAAGCGCGCCUUCAUGCGGGAUCCGCGCUCCAAGGUCUGGCACGCCUAUGUGGCCGGCGCCGUGUCUGGCCUUGCCAUCCUCGCCGACAAGAAGGAGAACCGCAUCGGGUUGGCGCAGCAGCUCGUCGUGCGCGGCCUGGAGGGCACGUACAAUCUUGCUCACGGCAAGGGCCUCGUCAACAUCCCGUACGGCGCCGUGCUCGCCUUCGGCCUGGCAUGCGGCCAAAUCAUGUACGCCUGGCUGGACGCUCCGGAGACGCUGCCGCGCGGAUACAUGACGUGGAUCACAAACGCCUCCAAGGUCGCGCCCAUGUCGCUGAAGGUGCACAAGGAGAUUCCAAACGUGAACAGCAACGACGUCUUCAAGCUCUUCCCCGACGGCAAGUUCCCCGAGGCGCUGCCGAUGCCCAACGGCAAGCUGCGCUACCCGAACCUGCCGCCGACGAAGCACAACCGCCGCGGUAUCACCGGCCUCAAUGCCUCGCGCAUCAUUGCGUGGAAAGAGGCCGCAGACCGGACGAACGGCGCCAGCGUGGCUGAGCGGCCAUACGUGCCGUGCGCUCUCGUGCACCCAUGGGAGGACAACCACAUCUGGAGCCCGGUCGACCGCUUCGUCGAAGUGACGCGCUGGAUCCUGCCGGUUUACUCGACGCUCUACUUUGUGCCCGCCGUCUUCCUGCGCAUGGGCUCGUUCCGCAAGGACCCUGUGCGCGUGCUCUCGCGUGCCGGCUUUGGCGCGCUCCGCUCGUCGACGUUCCUGGGAGUCUUCGUCAUCAUCUUCCAGACGCUCUUCUGCGGCGCGCACUCGCUGGUGGACCUCCUGCAGAAGAAUCCCACCACGCGCAACCGCGUUCCCCAGUGGCUGCUCUUCCUCCUUACGCGCGGCCCGCUGCACUGGGGCGCCGGCUUCCUGACGUGUCUCUCGCUCUUCAUCGAGCACGAGCGGCGCCGCGCCGAGCUGGCGAUGUACGUCAUUCCCAAGGCCGCCGAGAGCGCCUGGGCUCUCGCGCGCCGGGCGUCCUGGGUGCCGUUCGUGCCCGGCGGCGACCUGCUGCUCACCUCCGCCGGCAUGUCACUGGUCAUGGGCACAUACGCGCAGAACCCACAGCUGCUCUCCGGCCUCGUGCGGCGCAUUGUCUACCAGUUUGUUGGCCACAACUAGACAGCACGACCCUUCUCCAGCACGACUCCCUGCCUCACGUCUCCAUUCUGUGCUCUAUGUGCGCCCGCAUCCGCCAUGCACUCGCGUGUGCGCGUAUACUACCCUCCAGCUGCUCGAAAUGCACUGCUCGCCAUCCGGAU
Messenger RNA from Tilletiopsis washingtonensis, 2221 nucleotides. RefSeq lists its product as hypothetical. Bases 126 to 2081 code for a protein of 651 amino acids. The transcript has 11 exons. The record is from RefSeq and is a predicted model, not a curated record. NCBI's taxonomy places the organism in Eukaryota, Fungi, Basidiomycota, Exobasidiomycetes, Entylomatales.